AUGGCCUUUCAAUUAAUCAAACAUAUAUUCAACUUUUUCUAUCCCAACGAGACAGAGAAUCAAAAUGAUCCAGAUCGGCCGGGUCCGCUGCUGAGUUUUGGGGACCUCAUACCCUGCUAUGACCGCUCAGGCAAUGUAAUAGCUUAUCUUCCGGCCUCCGUGCAGACCGCUCAGCCAUCACAUGACCCUGCACACUCCGUCCCAAAUCCACCACCCCUCCCUCAACACAUGAAACACCACUCACAAGAGUUAUUCGAACUCUGCACGGACACAAAGUCUAUACCACGCCGACGUGCCCGAAGUGUUAGUCCUUCUGCAGCCCGAACAAAUCAACGCCGUGGUCUGGAUCAAUCCUCCAAUUCCCUACGUCCCAAAUCUGGCGGUGGAGAUGAGUUAUGGGACCCAUGGCCGGACGGUGACUUUGAAAGGUUAUUAACAUGGGAGGAGGUAUUAAGAACUGACAAUCUUAGCGAACAUUGGGCUUGUCAGCCAGGAGGAGGAGACAAGAGGGGGUCAGAGUCAGCACUUGCGUGGUCGCAAGGUAAAAAGACGAGACGUGUUUGCCUGGGUGUCAUUACUUGUGAUGAACCUACCUGUGAGGUAGUCACACGUCCGCAGACCCGCCGGGCUGGUAUCAUGGGACAACUCAAUGCAUCGUGCCUUUGUGGUAGUCAGCUCAAGCACAUCGACUGCGGUGUCACAUCAGUGUUGUAUUCAUUCAAAGGAGGCGUCUACUACAUUCACAAGGGCAUUCACCACCAUCCGAAACAAACUCACAUCUUGCAUCUAUCUCGUGACGAGCGGACAAGAUUUGAACAAAUAGUCUUCGAAAAUCCUGCUGCUGGCCCUGCGGCAUUAAUUGCUGGUCGCAACAGCAUUACUGGUACCCGUGAAUCUGUUUCAACGAUCUCCACAGUGCUUCUCAACCAGGACCGUGUCAAGGCCGAGCUGCAAGCACUACGGGGCAAGUCCACUCGAAACUUUGUUGAUGACUUCGCAGAAUUCCAGAAGAACCAUCCAGGAUAUGUUUUGUAUUCUCAAUUCGAAGCAGUCACUGUCGUUGUUGUUCAAACUCAAUUCAUGGUGUCACAACUGGUGACCGACUUCAUCGAGGACGAGGCUGUGAAUGGCAUUGUUUCGGAUGCAGCACAUGGGUUUUGGUACUCAUCUAAGGAUCUUCUCAUAAUUAGUUCGACAUAUUCUGCUUUGCUCGCAUGCUGGGUACCUGGACUCGUGACCUAUGCAAAUGGAGGUUCAGCCGAGCACUACCGAUUACAUUUUCUUGUCCUUUUCAAUUCCAUGGCAGAUGAAUGCGAGAAGCACGGGCGUGAAGUCAAUGAUGAACUGUUUGGCAAUGUUGUCGACUUCAGCGAGGCUGAACGAGUUGGGUUUACUCAAGCGUUCAUUAUGUUCUGGACCAAUCGUGAGGAUUCACGUUCUCAGGCUGAACUUGAAGAUGCAGCAGGAGCACUCCUCAAAGGCUGUCAGCAGCAUUACCGGUCUCAGGUCACACGUGUUAAAAAAAUCAGUGGAGUUAUUGACCCUGCCAAAGCGGACAACUUUCAGAGUCGUGCCCUGGCCCUGCUGUUGGUCUUGGAUAUGGACACUUUCAAGCAAAAGGUUGCAUCCCUUUUACGAGACUAUCCCAAGACAAAGCCAUGGCUAGAGUGGUGGCUUCGUGACAGCCAUGCCCAGAUGCUGUUCCCUCCUUUUCAGAAGAUGAAAACGGGUCUAUUCCAGGCAAUGCCAAACUCUACUAAUGCAGAAGAAGCGAUGCAUGCAAAGCUAUAUGCCACGGUCGGCAAGCGCUACAACUUGAUGGAGGGGCUGCUUUGCUUGCAGCUGGCCGAAGUGUGGGUGCUCCAAUUCGCUACGGAGCAGCCAAGAGCUGGCAAACCAAUCUACAAAUACAUGGUCGUACUCAUCCAGAAAGAGCACCACGAUCACAUCGGUCCAAGUCCAGAAAAAAUGAUGGACGCCCUCCUGAUACCUCGCGACAGCUUCUGAGAACUCAUUCAAAAUCUCGCGACAAGCAACAGGCUUCCAAAGAAGACUUAGAUUCUGAUUCUGACAAUUCGC
Suillus fuscotomentosus is the source of this 2079-nucleotide messenger RNA. RefSeq lists its product as uncharacterized. Lineage: Eukaryota; Fungi; Basidiomycota; Agaricomycetes; Boletales; Suillaceae. The transcript has 6 exons. The coding region runs from base 1 to 2007 and encodes 668 amino acids. The record is from RefSeq and is a predicted model, not a curated record.